UGAAUACAGUUACAAGGCGCUUUACUAGAAAAGCUCGUUUUUUUUAAUCGUUAAUAAUAUUACUGAUUAAAGAAGCAGCAGAUUGGUGAGAAGGGUCAUGAGCUGUAGGCUAAGGUCACGGUAUUCCGCACACUUUUGCUUCCAUACCUCAGUGUGAUGACGCAGUAGCUGGACCAGUGGAUUUAGGAAUUGUAAGAGCAUCGAAAAUGCGAAAUAAAUGCCAACAUCUGCUGUCUGCCACAUGUUUAUGCAACAUGUUUACUAUGUAUGGGUAUUGAUAUAGGUGACAUCCACAGAGCCAUUCACAAAAAGCAGUAUAUAUGGAUAGUACUGUAGGAGACUCCAGGCCUAGCAGCCCUUUACAAAGUCUGAAUGAAGAUGAAACCUUUGGAUCACUAAAUGAUGCCUGUUUACUAAGUGACAGCGAGCUGCCAAAUGAUGAUCAUGGCACAUUUCAUGAUUUUUCUCUUAUCGUUCCAGAAACUCCUAGCCCUCUUACUUUUAGAAGAAAACGGCAUUCCCAUGUGACUGAAAGUCGCAGUGGGGCUGCACUAGGUAGUGCAGAUAGCAGAAGGUCAGAGAGUGGGGACAUGAUUCCAGGAUACCUCCACACUACCCCAAACUCUCAGAGGACAUUGAAACGCCGGAGGCUGCGGGACAGUGCACUUAGCAUUCAUCAAGAAUCUGGAGGAAAUGAGGCCAGGGGAUUUGUACCUGCAUCGUCUCUUUUACCUUCAGACUUUGUUUGGAUGGAGUCCCCACGGCCAUCACAGUCCCUUCACUUUCCCUUGUCUUCCACUUCAACAGCUUCAUCGUCUACUGAAACACUUUAUCACUCAGUGUUAGGAGCUGCUGUUGGUCAUGCUAGCUGGAGUAAGCCCUCUUCCUCUGCUCAUACUUCAGAGCAAAAAACAAUAAGCAUAGGCAAUAAGAAACAGAAACCUAGAAAUAAUAAAACAAGUUCUAGGUCUUCCAGAUGUACCGCAACAGCACCUUCACUUGGAGCAAAAGAGGAGAAACACUCACAGGACACAGAUACAGAAGCCAGAGUUGGACGUCCUUCUGCAUGUCAAGUACAGGAGGAGAUUGUCAUCAUAGAUGAGGAUGAGGAUGACGACGUGGUGGUUGAAGCUACAGUUCGCUCUAUUCAGAUGGCUGAAGACGAGGCAUUUGCUAGAAGCCUCCAGGAGCAAUUCGACAGAGAGGAACAGCUACAUCAGGAGCAAAGGAGAUUAGAGACCACAUCACUCAACAGACACCCUCAGAAUAACUUGUUUGACUCGUAUGUAGGUUUGGGUUGGAUCUCUCCCUGGGCCUCCAUGGUGAGCUCUCCACCGUUCUCAGAGCUGCAGCAGGCCAUGUUUGAGGGUCAAUCCACAAACAGGCAAAGACGGCAGGUGCAAAGGGGUCAGGCUCGAACCUCACAUCGCAGAAAUGCUCAUGUUCCUGUAGCUCUGCUUGAUGACAGCCAGGGAGAUAACUAUGAGGCCCUACUUGCAUUUGAGGAGCGCCAGGGAGCCGUGAUGGCCAAGAAAACUCUCAGUAAAGGGGAGACGGAGAGACUGCCUACAAAAGUUUAUAAUCCUGCACAUAACGCUGGAAAGACUGACUGUCAGAUCUGUUUCUCCGACUACAAGAAGGGGGAGAAGCUGAGAAUGCUUCCAUGCUUCCAUGACUACCAUGUAAAGUGCAUUGACCGUUGGUUGAAAGUGAAUGCUACCUGUCCUAUUUGCAGGGCAGAUGUGUCAGUGUAGCACUCUCAUCCAGUCUCAUCUAACUUUCUCUCAGGACUGCUUCUCUACCUCAACACACAUAACACACACAAGAGCAGACUAUGGGUCACUUUUUGAAAUUUUAAUUCCUACAUCUCUGAAAAGUCUUACUAGAAAAAAAUCUGUGUGGUGUUAUGGAUGGGCCAGCAUAAAAUCCACUUUGCAAAAUUAUUAUUGUCUUAAUUGUUGUUAUACAUUUUAAUUUUCAAGCAUGGUGUUUUAGGUGGCUUCAGUGGUCAAGGUUUUGAACUGUUGAUUAAAAGUCCCUUAAUUCUUCAUUUCUUGAAUCGUAACCAUUGUCCAUAGUAAACUGACAAAUGUUGGUAAAUUUGGAUUAAAUUUCUUGCUCUAAUACACCUGCUAAACUUGAAAAUUGAAUGAUAAGUUGCUGGACAGUGCUGCUGUGGAAACAGCCUUCUAGUUUUCUGCCACUUAUUUAGCAACAUGUUCCAGUAAAUUUCAUAAUCGUUUUAUUUGUGGACCACCUACCAAGUCACCCAACUUUAUUCAGUUAUGAUGUGGUUAGCUAUGUCUGAAAGCACCAUAAGUAUUAUAUUAACACAAAGAUAUUUUAUAUUUUUUAUUGUUGUUAAUUGUCCAUUAAGGAUGACCUAUAGCAAGUAAAAUAAUAUUAAUGAUCAAAUUUCAAUAGGUUUUCCUCCAACAUUGAGCUUUUUUUGUAUUUUGAAAUUGUAUAUACUGUACCUUGUGUGAAUAA
Messenger RNA from Trichomycterus rosablanca, 2490 nucleotides. RefSeq lists its product as uncharacterized. Lineage: Eukaryota; Metazoa; Chordata; Actinopteri; Siluriformes; Trichomycteridae. Gene Ontology annotation, molecular function: ubiquitin protein ligase activity. The transcript has 12 exons. Gene Ontology annotation, biological process: protein ubiquitination. The coding region runs from base 321 to 1754 and encodes 477 amino acids. The record is from RefSeq and is a predicted model, not a curated record.